This is a messenger RNA of Amblyraja radiata (thorny skate), 7473 nucleotides long. It is a transcript of the gene arfgef1, whose product is annotated as ADP-ribosylation factor guanine nucleotide-exchange factor 1 (brefeldin A-inhibited). Bases 382 to 6132 code for a protein of 1916 amino acids. The record is from RefSeq and is a predicted model, not a curated record. Gene Ontology annotation, molecular function: guanyl-nucleotide exchange factor activity. The transcript is spliced from 42 exons. NCBI's taxonomy places the organism in Eukaryota, Metazoa, Chordata, Chondrichthyes, Rajiformes, Rajidae. Gene Ontology annotation, biological process: regulation of ARF protein signal transduction.
ACGGGCAUCGCUCGCCGCGCGUCCUUUUGCUGCAGCCCGGGCGUGACGCUGGUGACGCUGCUUCCUUCCAACAUGGCGAUGGAAGGCCGGUGAUGGGGGAAGCUCGGUGCUCGGCACAGCAACGCCACAGCUCCCGUCCCACCUCGACACUCACUGCACCGGCACCGGCACCAGCAACUGCAGCCCCCCUUCUCACCCCCUCUCUCUCCUCCUCCUCCUCUUGUUGAUCGCUGCUGGCCUCAAGGGGGGUGGCAAAGGCAAAGGGAAAGAGAAGAGAAGCGAAUAAAUUAAUAAUAAUCGGAAAAUCCAGCAGGAGAGAGAGAGAGAGAGGGGGGAGUGGGGGGAAGAACCCCGGGCCGCUUCCAGUGUGGGCAGCGCGACAUGUAUGAAGGGAAAAAGACGAAGAACAUGUUUCUCACCAGAGCGCUUGAGAAGAUUUUGGCAGAUAAGGAGGUGAAGAAGGCGCAUCACUCCCAGUUGCGCAAAGCCUGCGAAGUGGCAUUAGAGGAAAUAAAGUCAGAAACAGAAAAGCAAAGUCCUCCCCAUGCAGAAGGCAAAGCUAUCUCUGGGACCUUGCCCCCAGUCAAAUCAAAGGCAAACUUUAUUGAAGCAGACAAAUAUUUUCUCCCUUUUGAGUUGGCAUGCCAGUCGAAAUGUCCCCGCAUAGUCAGCACAUCUCUUGACUGCCUGCAGAAAUUAAUAGCUUAUGGCCAUCUCACCGGUAAUGCCCCAGAUAGUACAACACCAGGCAAAAAAUUAAUUGAUAGAAUUAUAGAAACGAUAUGUGGCUGUUUUCAAGGCCCACAGACGGAUGAAGGCGUACAACUACAGAUAAUUAAGGCCUUGCUAACUGCGGUGACAUCUCAGCACAUAGAAAUACAUGAAGGAACCGUGUUGCAGGCUGUGAGAACAUGCUAUAAUAUAUACUUGGCCAGUAAAAAUUUAAUAAACCAAACAACAGCCAAGGCAACACUGACACAGAUGUUGAAUGUUAUAUUUGCACGCAUGGAAAACCAAGCACUGCAGGAAGUAAAACAAAUGGAAAAGGAGAGACUUCGACAACAGCAUCAUCUCCAGCAGCCCCCUGUGAACCAGUAUGAACCUGAAUCCCCACAACUGAGUCGACUUGAGGAGCAGCCUGUUCUUGAGCUGGCUCAAGAACCCAAAAUGGAAUCAGACCACAUCAAUGAAGUUGACAAAAUUAUUCAGAAGGAUACAGAGCCAGAAAAUGGAACUGACAUUUGUAAUGCAGAAAAUGAACAAACAGAAGUUGACCAAGCGACUGCAGCUAAAAGUUUUGAAAAAGGGAUUACAGGCAGCAGUCAUGGGGAGGGUCUUGAAUUUGAGGAUAAUGUACAUGAAAUUGUACAGAACAUUCUACAAGAAUUGGUGGCCACUGUUGGAGGACCUCUCCCUACCACGCAUCUAGGAGGAUGGGACGAUGUGGGAUUUGGACCUCCCCACUACCAUCCUCAGUGCUGCUGUGAUUGGCCUGUAAAAAGUUUAAUUGAAGAAUUGGAAGAGAAACCAAGUGGAAUUGGAUGUUCUGAAAGUACUACUGGCUUCGUAGAUGAGGAAAAUCCAGCAGUCAAUGAAGCGGACAAUGUUCAUUCCAAUGGAAUUCCAGGGACUCCAAUCUCCAUGUCAUAUACUCCUUCCCUGCCCGAUGACAGAUUGUCAGUUUCAUCCAGUGACACUCAGGAAUGUGGAAACACCCCAGGCGGUCCUAGUGCGAAGUUCUCUCAUAUUCUACAGAAGGAUGCUUUUCUGGUCUUUAGAUCAUUAUGUAAACUAUCCAUGAAACCGCUUUCUGAUGGUCCGCCUGAUCCAAAGUCUCAUGAAUUGAGGUCAAAGAUCCUCUCACUACAGCUACUUCUGUCGAUUUUACAAAAUGCUGGACCAAUCUUCCGAACAAAUGAGAUGUUUAUCAAUGCAAUAAAGCAAUAUCUUUGUGUGGCCUUGUCAAAGAAUGGUGUCUCUUCUGUACCAGAAGUAUUUGAGUUGUCACUUUCCAUCUUCCUCACUCUCUUGUCAAAUUUCAAGACUCACCUUAAAAUGCAGAUUGAGGUAUUCUUCAAAGAAAUAUUCCUUUAUAUUUUGGAGACUUCUACAAGUUCAUUUGAUCAUAAAUGGAUGGUAAUUCAAACUCUGACCAGAAUAUGUGCAGAUGCUCAAAGUGUGGUGGACAUCUAUGUAAAUUAUGAUUGUGACUUAAAUGCUGCAAACAUCUUUGAAAGAUUAGUUAAUGACUUGUCUAAAAUCGCCCAAGGACGAGCUGGUCAUGAGCUGGGAAUGACACCUGUGCAGGAGCUCAGUCUCAGGAAGAAGGGCUUGGAGUGUUUGGUCUCAAUUUUGAAGUGUAUGGUGGAAUGGAGUAAGGAUCUGUACGUGAAUCCAAACUCUCAGACCAGUCUUGGAAGGGCAGCUAUUUUCAAAAUAAUUCAGGUCGCCCGAAGCAGCCUAAAUAACUUGCCGAGCCAAGAAAAAUCUUCAGACCAGGACAGCAAUGAAAACAAGUAUCCUGACACAAUAAAUCGAUAUGGGAGUAUAAAUUCACUGGAUUCCACAGCAUCAUCGGGGAUUGGCAGCUAUAGCACUCAAACUUCUGGUGCAGACAACCCAGAACAAUAUGAAGUUUUGAAGCAGCAAAAGGAAAUUAUAGAACAAGGAAUUGACCUAUUUAAUAAGAAACCAAAAAGAGGAAUACAAUAUCUCCAGGAGCAAGGAAUGCUUGGUACUUCAGCUGAUGAUAUUGCCCAAUUUCUGCAUCAAGAAGAAAGAUUGGAUACGACACAAGUGGGUGAAUUUGUAGGGGAUAAUGACAAAUUUAAUAAAGAAGUCAUGUACGCAUAUGUGGAUCAGUUGGACUUCUCAUCAAAAGACUUUGUCUCAGCUCUCCGUAUGUUUCUGGAGGGUUUCCGUCUGCCUGGAGAAGCUCAGAAAAUUGACCGAUUAAUGGAAAAAUUUGCAGCCAGAUAUCUGGAGUGCAAUCAAGGACAAAUACUCUUUGCAAGUGCAGACACAGCAUAUGUCCUGGCAUAUUCUAUCAUCAUGCUGACAACAGAUCUUCAUAGUUCUCAGGUAAAGAAUAAAAUGACAAAAGACCAAUAUAUUAAGAUGAAUCGAGGAAUUAAUGACAGCAAAGAUCUACCUGAAGAAUAUCUGUCAGCUAUCUAUGAUGAAAUAGCAGGAAAGAAAAUUUCAAUGAAAGAGACGAAGGAGCUAACAAUCAAAUCCUCCAAACAGAACGUAGCCAGUGAAAAGCAGCGCAGACUUUUAUAUAAUCUGGAGAUGGAACAAAUGGCUAAAACUGCUAAGGCCCUCAUGGAGGCUGUAAGCCAUGUACAGGCACCUUUUACUAGUGCUACACAUUUGGAUCAUGUUAGGCCAAUGUUUAAAUUGGCUUGGACACCAUUUUUGGCUGCUUUCAGUGUGGGUUUACAAGAUUGUGAUGAUCCAGAGGUUGCCUUUCUUUGCCUGGAGGGCAUACGCUGUGCCAUCCGGACAGCUUGUAUCUUCAAUAUUCAGCUUGAAAGAGACGCCUAUGUGCAGGCCCUUGCAAGAUUUACUUUAUUAACAGCAAGUUCUGGUAUCACUGAAAUGAAGCAAAAAAACAUUGACACUAUCAAAACUCUCAUCACAGUGGCUCACACUGAUGGCAACUAUCUUGGGGCCUCCUGGCAUGAGAUCUUAAAAUGUAUUAGUCAGUUGGAACUGGCUCAGUUGAUAGGUACGGGAGUAAAAACGCGUUACAUAUCUGGAACCAUUCGAGGUAGAGAGGGAUCAGUUUCUGGAACCAGGGAUCAAACUGCUGAUGAAUAUUUGGGUCUUGGAUUGGGUACUUUGGGUGGUGGGACUGUGGACCGAAAGCAAAUAGCUAGCAUCCAGGAAUCCAUUGGUGAGACCAGCUCUCAGAGUGUUGUUGUGGCAGUUGACAGGAUCUUUACAGGAUCAACAAGGCUGGAUGGAAAUGCUAUUGUUGAUUUUGUGCGCUGGCUUUGUGCUGUGUCCAUGGAUGAGUUAGCCUCACCAACACAUCCACGAAUGUUCAGCCUUCAGAAGAUAGUUGAAAUAUCAUAUUACAAUAUGGGUCGAAUCAGGCUGCAAUGGUCCAGGAUAUGGGAGGUCAUAGGAGACCAUUUUAACAAGGUUGGUUGCAAUCCCAAUGAAGAUGUUGCCAUUUUUGCUGUAGACUCUCUGAGGCAGUUAUCAAUGAAAUUCUUGGAGAAAGGCGAGCUUGCUAACUUCAGAUUUCAGAAAGAUUUCUUAAGACCUUUUGAGCACAUAAUGAAAAAGAACAGAUCUCCAACAAUCAGAGAUAUGGUGGUUCGAUGCAUUGCACAGAUGGUUAAUUCUCAGGCUGGUAAUAUUCGUUCUGGCUGGAAGAAUAUUUUCUCUGUGUUUCACCUAGCAGCCUCAGAUCAAGAUGAGAGUAUCGUAGAGCUAGCAUUCCAAACAACAGGACACAUUGUCAUGAAUGUAUUUGCAAAGCAUUUCCCAGCAACAAUAGAUUCCUUUCAAGAUGCAGUAAAAUGUUUGUCAGAAUUUGCCUGCAAUGCUGCUUUUCCUGAUACAAGCAUGGAAGCAAUACGUCUCAUUCGUCACUGUGCAAAAUAUGUGUCAGAGAGACCACAGGCUUUCAAUGAAUAUACCAGUGAUGAUAUGAAUGUACCUGCUGAAGACCGAGUUUGGGUGAGAGGAUGGUUUCCAAUUCUGUUUGAGUUGUCUUGCAUAAUUAACAGAUGCAAAUUAGACGUAAGAACUAGGGGAUUAACUGUGAUGUUUGAAAUAAUGAAAACCUAUGGUCAUACUUUUGAGAAGCAUUGGUGGCAAGAUCUGUUUAGAAUUGUUUUCAGGAUCUUUGACAACAUGAAGCUUCCAGAACAACAGUCAGAGAAAGCUGAAUGGAUGACCACCACUUGUAAUCAUGCACUUUAUGCUAUCUGUGAUGUAUUUACACAAUAUUUUGAAGUUCUCAAUGAUGUCCUACUGGAUGAUAUAUUUGCACAGUUAUACUGGUGUGUGCAGCAAGAUAAUGAACAACUAGCUCGAUCUGGGACUAAUUGUCUGGAAAAUGUUGUCAUUCUGAAUGGGGAAAAGUUUUUGCCAGAAACAUGGGACAAAACUUGCACUUGCAUGUUGGACAUCUUCAAGACCACUAUUCCUCAUGCUUUAUUAACAUGGCGACCCUCACACUCUGAAGGUGACUCUCCAUUACAAAAUGAUGCUGGAGAGAAACAAUUGGAUGCUGUUUCUCAAAAAUCAGUGGACGUCCUGAGUAAGGGUGAGGAUCAACUCUCUGUGACCAGCACAGAAAAGGUGCCAUUAGACUGGCGUCAGAGCCAGUUUAGUCUUGGAUCCAAUGCCAGUGAUGAUGCUGCGAAAGUUAAGAUAUCAUCAAAAUUACAAGAACAAAAAUUGUUUGCUGCGUUUCUCAUUAAAUGUGUCGUCCAGUUGGAACUAAUUCAGACAAUCGACAACAUUGUCUUUUUUCCUGCAACCAGCAAAAAGGAGGAUGCUGAGAACCUGGCGGCAGCUCAGAGGGAUGCAAUAGAUGCUGAUGUGCACAUUGAGAAGCAAGACCAGGGAAUGUAUCAUUAUCUAACUUCAAAACAACUUUUCAAACUCCUUGACUGUCUACUGGAGUCUCAUCGAUUUGCCAAGUCCUUUAAUUCCAACAAUGAGCAGAGGACUGCACUGUGGAAAGCAGGUUUCAAAGGCAAAUCAAAGCCCAAUCUUUUAAAACAAGAGACCAGCAGUGUUGCUUGUGGCCUACGUAUCUUGUUUCGUAUGUACACAGAUAAAAAGCGGAGUGAUGCCUGGGCGGAAGUUCAGCAUAGAUUACUUAAUGUUUGCAGUGAAGCUCUCAGCUACUUCCUGACACUUACCUCAGAAAGUCAUCGAGAAGCCUGGACCAAUCUCCUCCUACUAUUUUUAACUAAAGUCCUCAAAAUAGAUGAUGAAAGGUUCAAGACCCAUGCAUCGAGGUAUUACCCCCUUCUGUGUGAAAUUAUGCAGUUCAAUCUGAUUCCCGAGUUGAGAGCAGUUCUACGCAAAUUUUAUCUCCGAAUUGGUUUAGUCUUUAAAAUAUCUCAUCCGUCUGAGCAAGAGCAUGGAUCCACCAACAAGUAAUGAAAAUCGAUCUUAGCCGGGGCAUUUUUGUCUGUAAAUCAGAAAAGGACCAGGCUUUUUGCCUGCUUUAAUUCUCUCCUUAUGCCUCAAUCCCUCCUUGAUCUUUUGAAAAGGAUGGUGCUUACAUCUGUUAAUUUGACCUGCCUAGCGAUGCACAUAAGUGAACUGUAAACUUAGUUCAAACUGCUUUAUUUCAUUGAAUUAAUUAUCUGAAGGUAAAGACUGAGUGCUGUCACGUGCUGAGCAUGGAAUCAACAUUUUGUGGUUUAGUCACAUUUUGGAAUGUCGUGAGUGUGUCAAUGCACACUGGGACUCAAAGACAGAACAUGAACAGGACACAGUGAACAUCCUAUAAUGGAGAAAUAUUUAAAUGAAUACUGUAGUUUGACAGUGAGUAAUAUAUAUACUGUAAGGGAAAUAAAAUCUUGUUGCAUCUUACAGGCAGGUUGGAAAAGAUAAUUAAUUUUGAAUUUGUUAUUGAUACUAGCAGAUCUCUUGAGCAUUAUCCAGUAAUUACUUUUUGUUUGCACAGCUCAAGAUCUUUAAGGUUAUAUUGACCAUCCUUCUGUGAAAUCUGUUGUACAGAGAUACAAAUCUGUAAAAUACAAUUUUAACACUAUAUAGUCCUUCUGGAAUGGGUUUCUCUUAUUUUUAUUAUUUUCUGUUAAUGUGUUGGAGUCACUGCUAUUUUGUUGUUCAUUAUAUGCACUGGGUUGUUUUUGCUUUUGGCUUUUGUGAAUAUUUUAAAAUUUUCUUUAAUAUUGCUCAUGCAGAUACAGCGGACCCCGGGAGCUUUGUGCUUGAUUAUUAGUGGAAGGAGGCACUAAGGCCAUUACAUUAAUAUAAUUAGUGAAAUGGUCACCCUGUCAAUGAAGAUGAGUUUUCCCCUACCUGUAUAUUACAGAAUAGGGCCUAUUAUUUAAACAAUAUGAUUGAUCCUGUCAACUGGAACUUGAAUCAUUGCAAGUUGAUCUGAGGUGCAUCUGCACUGACAAAACUGUGUCCAUGUUUGAUGUAGGUUCUACUGUCUAUGUAUAAAAUUGAUGUUAAAUUAAAUAUAUUGAAUAAUGAAUCAGUUUGGGAUGAUGAAAUAUAUUGAAAUCUAACUAUUAAAAGGCUGUGAACUGGGCUUUAAUAAAAACGAAAUGGAUACAAGAGUUCCAAGCAUUCCUAGUCACUGUGGAUGUAGAAAAUAAAUAUUUGGAGAAGGAUGAAAUAUAUAUGGUACAGACAUGUAAAGUUUUCUAUGUAAAAAAAAGUACAACUUUCUGUACAAUAUUGGUUAUCAUCUGGCGUAUUCUAAUCAGGUCAUAGCUCAAUAAAGUUUUGAACUCUCUUUUA